Halichondria panicea is the source of this 935-nucleotide messenger RNA. Its product is annotated as cilia- and flagella-associated protein 77-like. The transcript has 5 exons. Lineage: Eukaryota; Metazoa; Porifera; Demospongiae; Suberitida; Halichondriidae. The record is from RefSeq and is a predicted model, not a curated record. The coding region runs from base 87 to 821 and encodes 244 amino acids.
UGGUUGCACUUCUUGGGGGAGGGCUGUUCAAUUAACAGUCUCCAUGGUAAUCACAUCUUGAAAAUCUAUAAAAGAAUAGACACAAGAUGAGCAGGAAGGAAAUGGGCGCUCUGGGAUCUCAGAGGGAGUCACUAUCAUCCAAUCCCUUACUAAUGGCGUCAGAGGUGGGUAAGCCUCGGAGGAGAGGGUUCACUCUACCCAAUGCAACGUUCACAUACGGCAUAAGAACUGAAAAUAAAGAUGGUGGAGCAUCAGAAGCCAUGUCCAACUGGCAUGCCCACCGACCCUCGGCUGGUAUCAAGAAGAUACCCCAGCGUGACUUCAUAGCUCUCAAUAAGAGGGCUAUCUGUAGUGGUCUCACCACGGCACAGGAGCAGACCCAGUACAGGGCCACUCACAAUAUAUGGCGCAGAGAUGAUACUAUGACCUCCGAAAAAAACACUCCAAAGUUCAGUGAAAUGACCUUUGGAAUGUCUACCAGACCCUCCACUCCUAUAUUUGAUCUCAUGGAGAACAAAUAUCAGGAGGCGUGGCUACAGGAGAGGAGAGAGUACGAACGAAAACAGAGAGAGAAGAUGUUACAGAAGAAAUUGCAGGACAAGAAAGUGUACGAGACCCGGGCGUCCCUCAUGAGACACUACUCAGAGCCAGUGGCCUCACCACCACUCUGGAAGAUGACGCGAUGGGCAGAGAUUGAGCCCCAGUUACAGACAUUUCGCUCAGAGAAGGAACGAUCUGUGGCCUUUCAUCAACAUUCGUUGGAUGCCACCUCGAGGGUGGGUGUGUUUGGACAUGGCAUUUAUCAAGCAGCACAGUCUUGAUAAUUUUAACUCAUCCCCAUAUAAUAAUAAUUAUAGCUAGCUUGAUUACACCAUCAUGCUCUUAUCUAAUGUGUCAAUUAUACCACUUUUUGUGUUGUAUUCUACUCAACUCAA